This is a messenger RNA of Fragaria vesca subsp. vesca, 525 nucleotides long. Its product is annotated as HVA22-like protein f-like. The transcript is spliced from 5 exons. The record is from RefSeq and is a predicted model, not a curated record. Lineage: Eukaryota; Viridiplantae; Streptophyta; Magnoliopsida; Rosales; Rosaceae. Bases 1 to 498 code for a protein of 165 amino acids.
AUGGGUGUUCUUGCAGCGAUUGCUAAGAAUUUGGAUACACUAAUCGGGCCGGGAGUGACACUUCUUUAUCCUUUAUAUGCAACAAUGAGAGCAAUAGAGAGCGCUUCCACACUAGACGAUCAGCAGUGGCUAACAUAUUGGGUGCUGUACUCUUUCAUCACAUUAUUCGAGCUCUUCUGUUGGAAAGUCCUCGCUUGGAUUCCAAUAUGGCCAUAUAUGAAGUUGUUGUUCUGCAUCUGGCUGGUAUUUCCAACAUUCAACGGGGCAGCCUAUGUUUACGAAAAUAUUGUGAGAAAAUAUGUGAAGCCUGGAAACUAUAUCAAUUGGAGCUCAUCAUCAUCAUCAUCAUCCUCAAAACACCCAGAGGGACAGAAGAAGGUCAUCCAAAUGAUGAGCCUCGACGGAAGGAAGUCGGUAGAGAGUUUUAUCGAUCACCAUGGACCAGAGGCCUUCGAAAGGGUUGUCAAAGCGGCUGAAAGAGAAGCUAGGAAGCACUGAGAAGAUCCAGUUCAUAAGGAAAGACAU